Molecule: messenger RNA, 1398 nt
Organism: Camellia sinensis
Lineage: Eukaryota; Viridiplantae; Streptophyta; Magnoliopsida; Ericales; Theaceae
Source: RefSeq, a predicted model, not a curated record
AUGUCUCUAUGGAGCCGAGAUGAGGCACUGAUGUGCAAAGUCUUCCCAUCCAGCUUGGGAGAAACUGGACUUCGAUGGUUCGAUCGGCUCCUCGCUGGAUCAAUUCAUGGCUGGAAGCAGCUUUCCGAAGAGUUCCUAGCCAGGUUCGUCUCCAAUACUAAAAUCUCGAAAGAGCCGGAUACACUGUUCGGUCUCCGAAAGGAGCAGGAAGAAACGCUGCGCAGUUAUGCUAGGAGGUACUGGGAAGAGUACAAUGACCUGGAGGAAAAUGUGUGCAGUGAGCAGAUGGCCGUUAUGCCUUUCAAACAUGGUUUGCGACCGGAAAGUAAGUUGAGACAAUCACUUACCAAGCGCCCGACCACAGCAUUGAAAAAUUUGCGUGCCAAGAUUGAGCAGUACACUCGCCUCGAAGAUGAUCAGAUCCUCAUCGAGGUAGUAUCAGCACAACAAACAGCUCGCCAUAAGAAGAAAACAGAUCGAGGAGAACACCGAGGCCUCACAGUGAAUGAGGUGGAUAAGUCCAAAUCUCACGAAGCCGUUGUGACUAACUGCAGAGCACUGAAGCAACACUUAGAGGACCUAGUAGCAGCUGGGCACCUUCGGGAUUACAUUGAUCAGUAUAAGGAAGUAACCGAACCGGGGAACCCACCACCAGAACCGAAUACUGAGCACCCACCUCGGCUAAUAAUAAAUGUGAUCCAUGGAACAGCGACCCAGGGAUGUGAGGAGGCACUGAAAGAAGAGAUUGCUAAGGCUGUGGAAAUUCAGCAAGUCAUAUCAGUAGAGCCCGCAUCGAAAAAGGACCUCACCCCAGCGACAGCUCCGUUAGUUGGCUUCAAUUCACAGCUAGAAUGGCCGCUUGGCAGAAUAGUGUUGCCAGUCGUGGCAGGAACAAAAGCCCUCCAGACAGAGUUUCUAGUUAUUAAUACACCAUCCCCUUACAACGUCAUACUUGGCCGUCCAUGGAUUCAUCAAAUGGAGGCAGUCCCUUUAACCUACCAUCAGCUCAUCCGUUUCCCAACGGAAUACGGAGUAGAGCAGAUCUCAGAGGAUCAAGUUGCGUCCAAACAUUGCUUCAUGGCGGCAUUGAAGGCAAAGCAACUCUGCAACCAGGUACAAACAAUGGAAAUGGCCGAACAACCAGUCUUGGAAGAUGUAGGGGGAGCCCCAGAGGAAAAGAUAGUAGAGGAUUUGGAGAAAGUCCUAGUAAAAAAGGAUGAUCCAGAAAAGUACUUCCUUAUCGGGUUGGACCUAGAAUUUGCUUGCCACAAGCUCAACAUCAACCCUUCCGCUCGGCCCAUUGUACAAAAAAGUCGGAGAUCCUCAGUUGAGCACACUGAAGCAGUAAUUGCCGAAGUUGAAAAACUCCUGGCAUCGGGAGCGAUCAGAGAAGUUUAG